Messenger RNA from Myxozyma melibiosi, 576 nucleotides. RefSeq names its product ankyrin repeat-containing domain protein. Bases 1 to 576 code for a protein of 191 amino acids. The record is from RefSeq and is a predicted model, not a curated record. Gene Ontology annotation, cellular component: cytoplasm; nucleus. Gene Ontology annotation, molecular function: protein binding. The transcript has 2 exons. NCBI's taxonomy places the organism in Eukaryota, Fungi, Ascomycota, Lipomycetes, Lipomycetales, Lipomycetaceae.
AUGGCUGCGAAUCUCUGGCUUGCGGCGUCGGACAACGACAUCCGCGCCGUCGAAGCGCUGUUAGUAACCGGCACCAACACCGCGAACGACAAAGACCCGCACGGCUACACUGCUCUGCACGCAGCAGCCUCGUACGGCCAUCACGAUCUGCUGCGGUUGCUGGUUAAGCGGGGCGGCGACGUGAAUAUCCUGGACGAGGACGGGGAGACGCCGUUGUUUGUGGUGGAGAAGGUUGAGACUGCGAAGGUGUUGAUCGAGGAGUUGGGUGCGGAUUGGAAGGUCAAGAACGACGAGGGCGUGACGGCGCGGGAGAAGUUGCAGAAGGAUGUGGAGGAGGAUGGGGAGCCUUUUGAGGAGGUGGUGGGGUAUUUGAAGGGGUUGGAGGAUGGGACCGAGGCAGGCGAUGAGGGGAUCGAGAGUAUGCAGCGGCGGAUUGCGGAUGCGAUUCCGAGCGGGUCGGGGAUGUCGGUGUCGAUUCAGAGGGAGAGCGUGCGGAGGUUAGUUGAGGAGGCGGUCAGGUUGCAGUUGGGCGAUGGCCGCACGGAGGAGGAGCGAAGUGUGCGGAGGAAGGUGUAG